UUUCGGAACGCACCAAUGUCGCGUACAUGGGAUAUCAUUGCAAUCUUGGGUAUGGACGAAUUGUUAGAAGAAGACAAGCUUACGGUUGCGCGCGCGCGUAAAAUACAGAGAUUCUUGUCCCAGCCAUUCCAGGUCGCUGAAGUGUUCACUGGCCAUGCUGGUAAACUAGUACCAUUACAAGAAACCAUCAAAGGAUUCCAGAAGAUUUUGGGCGGAGAAUUGGAUCACUUGCCAGAAGUAGCGUUCUACAUGGUCGGCCCAAUUGAGGAAGUAGUAACUAAAGCAGAAUCAUUAGCCAAACAAUAAAGUAACUUACAGUCAUCG
Vollenhovia emeryi is the source of this 324-nucleotide messenger RNA. RefSeq names its product ATP synthase subunit beta, mitochondrial-like. Bases 16 to 306 code for a protein of 96 amino acids. The record is from RefSeq and is a predicted model, not a curated record. NCBI's taxonomy places the organism in Eukaryota, Metazoa, Arthropoda, Insecta, Hymenoptera, Formicidae. The transcript is spliced from 3 exons. Gene Ontology annotation, biological process: proton motive force-driven mitochondrial ATP synthesis.